AGUUGGCCGCAUAGCAGACACCACUCGGGUUGAAGUCACUACCAAUAAUGCUGUUCUCGGCGAACUGCGCGAUGACAUUACAGCCAUGAAACACUCGGUCGCCCACUCGCAUGGCCUUGCCGAAGCCAGACUGUCGCUGCACUUUGCUUGCCAAGAAAUCAGCCAGAUAUUUCCGGUGGUCAUAUUCAUCCGAGAGCAUAGGAUAUCACGAUGCGUCAUGUCCUUUCAGACAGACUGGCCGACGCUCUUGGCAAUACCAAGUAUCAGUUCAACUACUGCCAUUCUUCGAUAAAACGGUCGAGCUUGCACUUGGCGGCACGCAACAUGGGACUAGAUCUGCCUUGGAGUUCCCCUUGAGGCUUGUGUGCACUGUCAAGAGAUCGGAAUCGCGUAUUUUCAAGCUCUUUGACGAGUUCUCGCAAAUCUCUCGGCCACGAUGGACUAAGAAAAACGAUAUAUUCGAUAGAACUUCUCUUCUGUGGCAAGUGGACACACUAGGGCAGGGUGUACGUACCGCUUUCGGGUUUGACUGGGAUGUUGUGAAACUUUCUGAUGAGCUGAGACGCCUUAACAAGUCCCUUCUCAAGACUCAUGGUGACGGUAAGGGAUCUCUGUACGACAGAGAUGAGUAUGGACACAACCUGUUACACGAGAUUACGGUGUUAAUCGCAAUGCUCGGUUCGGCGGUGGUACAUGUCGUUGACCAGAUUACCACUUUGGUACUUUUGGCCGAGAGGUUUGGCAUUGAGCCAGAUGUGGGCGCACCGAGGCCCGAUACUUUGUUUACCACCCGCCGUAUUAAGUUUUUUGGAGUAAAUAUUUUUGUUCCCAAUGAGCUUCGGUACACGGCCUUGAGUGGGAAAUCGAAGUUAGACGACUCCCACCGACAUUAUCAGAGCGCAUAUACCGCUUCUGGCCCAGGAACUUACUGACGUGGAACUUCCACGAGUGCUUCACAUAUUCCGGCCAGCGGCCUUAUGGAACUUUCAAAAUCCACACACCCGUCCAGAGCAAUACACAGCACCUCAUCGGCACCAUCUCCUAAAGCAACUAGUGAGAAACCCGUCCUUGUUGAGAUAUUUUUUUGAGGGACACCUGGCAUCCAUCAUCUUAAAC
Neurospora tetraspora is the source of this 1116-nucleotide messenger RNA. RefSeq lists its product as uncharacterized. The transcript has 4 exons. The coding region runs from base 111 to 932 and encodes 273 amino acids. The record is from RefSeq and is a predicted model, not a curated record. Lineage: Eukaryota; Fungi; Ascomycota; Sordariomycetes; Sordariales; Sordariaceae.